Diorhabda sublineata is the source of this 789-nucleotide messenger RNA. RefSeq lists its product as uncharacterized. Bases 1 to 789 code for a protein of 262 amino acids. Lineage: Eukaryota; Metazoa; Arthropoda; Insecta; Coleoptera; Chrysomelidae. The record is from RefSeq and is a predicted model, not a curated record. The transcript has a single exon.
AUGAGAAAAAUUGAUCAGCUGCUCAUGACUUUGAUGAAAUUGAAACAAAAUUUUCCACAUCAAGAUUUAGCAGUAAGGUUUAAUGUUUCACAAGGCACAGUCUCAAAUGUUGUAACAACAUGGGUGCAUGCCUUGCAUGAAAUUUUAUUCAAACAAUUCAUGUCUGGAAUACCAGAUAAAAGUAAAAAUCAGUUGUGCUUACCAAACUGUUUUAGUAGUUUCACAAAUUGUAGAAUUAUAAUAGAUUGUACGGAAGUUUAUACUUGUAUAAAUCGCCAAAAUAUGUCUUCCCAGAAGUUGACGUACAGCUCAUAUAAGCAUAGAAAUACAUGCAAAGGAUUAGUAGGUGUUGCACCAAAUGGUGUAGCUACAUUUUUAUCAUGUUUAUAUCCAGGUUCAACAUCAGACAAAAAAAUUGUCAAAGAUUGUGGAAUCUUAAAUCAACUUAAACCUGGAGACUUGGUAUUGGCAGAUAAAGGAUUCCUAAUUAAAGAUUUAAUGCCUCCCGGAGUUCAUAUUAACAUUCCCCCAUUUCUUACAACUCCUCAAUUCACUACAGAACAAGUUCAUCAAACUGAAUGCAUUGCUCGAGCAAGGAUUCAUGUGGAGCGUGCUAUAAGGAGAAUGAAGGUGUUCAAUAUAUUAAAUUUAAUUCCACAUUCUUUGUUACCACAUGCUGAUGCUGUGUUUCAGGUAGUAGGGGCUUUAACAAACUUGCAGUAUCCUUCAAUUAAAGAAGUUGGACAACUUUAUUAUGAAGGGAUUCAAAAGAUUGAUCAUAUCAGUUAG